This is a messenger RNA of Stegodyphus dumicola, 1102 nucleotides long. RefSeq names its product sn-1-specific diacylglycerol lipase ABHD11-like. Gene Ontology annotation, cellular component: mitochondrion. The record is from RefSeq and is a predicted model, not a curated record. Gene Ontology annotation, molecular function: carboxylic ester hydrolase activity. Gene Ontology annotation, biological process: lipid metabolic process. NCBI's taxonomy places the organism in Eukaryota, Metazoa, Arthropoda, Arachnida, Araneae, Eresidae.
CUGUUUUUCUUUCUUUUUUUCUUUCUUCCUUUUUUUCAAUCCCCCCUUCCCGAUAAUGAAUUCAUGGCAUUUACUUUCGAAAUGUUUCCAAUUCAGUGUCUUUUCCUCUGCACAGCCAUUUUUACUCCUUUUUACUCCAGCGUUAUGGCAAGCUAUAUUCCUGUACGAUUAGCGUACAAUGUUAUUGAGCCUGUGGGUGGUAUUACAGGGAAAUCACCUAUUAUUUUCUUACACGGUGUUACAGAGUCAAAAGAAUAUUGGGCUGAUGUUCCUCAAGUUGUUGCAAAUGCUACUAGAAGAAAGGUCUAUGUUCUGGAUGCUCGAAACCACUGGGACAGCGAUUGGUCGAAUGAAUUCACUUUCGAUCUCAAUUCGGAUGACUUGGUGGAUUUUAUGGAUAAGAUGAAUAUUCCCAAAGCUAUUUUAAUCGGCCAUAGCAUGGGUGGAAUGAGUGCAAUCAGAACAUCACUUAAGAAGCCAGAGAAGGUUGAGAUGGCUAUUGUGAAAGAUAUGUACGUAAGGAAACUGCCCAAGAAUGUUCUAAAUGAGCUUGUCGACUACACAAUUUUAUUACAGGAAGCUGUUGAUCAUAUGCCAUAUAAUCUUGACAAGGAAGCAGCGCAGAAAUUCAUCCAGAAUUAUUUAAUUAGUCGACUACCGAAAGACUAUCCAGCAUUAGAGAAGAUAAAAGCUAAUAGCCGGCUGGCUGGUGACCUGAAACUCAACCCAGAUGGUCGCUAUCGUGUCAAAUCUAACCUAAAAAUAUUGGAGAAAGCAAUGAGAAAUGCUGAUACGGUGAUGGAAGAUCCUAGUGGUCUUUAUCAUGGACCAGCCUGCUUUAUUUAUGGCGCAUUAUCACCUUUUUUAGUAGGAGCAGAUAAGCAUCACAUAAAGCAGUUUUUUCUAAAAGUUGAAUUUGUCGAAAUAGAAGAUGCUACCCAUGAUGUGCACAUAGAUCAACCUCUUCAUUUUACAGAUGCAGUCCUGAAAUUUAUUUUCCAGAACGAAAUUUUAUCUUAAUAUUGUACACAAUUUAACACAGAAAAAAGCCUGAACAUUUCUUGCUUUUUAAAUAUGGAGCAAUAAAAUUACUAAAAUAUUU